This is a messenger RNA of Patella vulgata (common limpet), 4217 nucleotides long. RefSeq names its product tyrosine-protein kinase SYK-like. Gene Ontology annotation, biological process: innate immune response; cell differentiation; protein phosphorylation. Gene Ontology annotation, molecular function: non-membrane spanning protein tyrosine kinase activity; ATP binding; signaling receptor binding. Bases 51 to 1943 code for a protein of 630 amino acids. The transcript has 15 exons. The record is from RefSeq and is a predicted model, not a curated record. Gene Ontology annotation, cellular component: extrinsic component of cytoplasmic side of plasma membrane; cytoplasm. Lineage: Eukaryota; Metazoa; Mollusca; Gastropoda; Patellidae.
UGAAAGUAUUAAUGGUGUAUUCAUGAGAUAAUUAUGAACUAAUCAACAAUAUGUCAUUAUCAAGAAGAGAUAGUAACCUUGGAGGGCCCAAAAGGGCCUCAUCUACAACAUUCUUCUAUGGACGUAUUACUCGUGAAGAGGCCGAGAAGAUUUUGAAGAUAAAGGGUAUGCAGGAUGGUCUUUUUUUAUUACGAGAGAGUAUCAGUCCAUUAGGAAACUAUGCAGUCAGUAUUUGUAGUAAUGGAGAUAUCCAUCAUUAUAUUAUUGAGAAAAAGGCAGACGGUCAGUUUGUGAUACCCCAAGGCAGAAAAUUCCCUGGUCCAGUUGAACUUAUUGAACAUUAUAAGAAUUAUUUAGAAGGCUUUGUCACAGCACCUACAAUACCAUGUGAACGAGAUCCAAGUCAACAGGCCAUAGCUUUUCGUGGAAUGACCUAUAGUGACUUGGAGAAAGAAAUGACAGUUAGAGCUAAAGCUAUAAAGAAAGUAGCAUUUGGACCAAUGAGAGACCAUUUAAUGAAAUUGGUAGCAAAAGAAUUACAUUUAAAACAGCCAUGGUUCCACGGUAAAUUAUCUCGCUCAAAUGCUGAAUCAAGGAUGACCAAAGAUGGUACCGAACAGGGUAAAUUUAUGGUGAGGGCACAUGAUGAUAAAAAGACAUUUGCUUUGACAUUAUGCCAUGAAAAUUCAAUAAAGCAUUACUUUAUAAAUAUCAACUCAGAAGAAAAGCUGUCUAUAGAAGAUGGACCAAAGUUUGAAUGUUUGAUAAUGUUGAUUGAUCAUUACCAUAAUAAACAAGAUGGUCUAGCCUGUAAAUUAACAGUACCAUGUAAAAACCCAAGUUUCAGUAAAGAAGAUAUGAUAAAAUAUAUGAGAACAUGUAAUGAAGCACUGUUUUCCAACCAAUCUCGUCAAUCGAUGUCAAGAGAUGUACUCAUUCCUCCUGAACGGGUAUUCCGUACUGCUUCCAUGAGAUCUCAGAUGCCUGUACCACCUAUUCCAUCUACAGAAGUUAUAGACACUGAUGAUCCUGCUGGUGCAGAUGAAGCAUCACCAGAUAUCAAAGAUGUGAAUUCUGAAAGUCUAGAAAGUGAAUACAUGCAAGUACGACGUAGAGAAAAACGUUUUGAAUUGGAACCUCAAAGACUUACAUUACAGGAUGAACUAGGAUCUGGUCAGUUUGGGUCAGUAGUUAAAGGUAUUUGCCGAAUGGAUAAAAAAAAAAUUCCUGUAGCUAUUAAAACAUUGAAAAAUGAGGAAUUAGUUCCUGGUGUUGAGCCGGAGCUUUAUAAAGAAGCAAAAGUGAUGCAGGAAUUGGAUCAUAAGAAUAUCGUUAGAUUGAUUGGUAUUUGUAAAUCAGAUAGCAUUAUGCUCGUCCUAGAAUUAGCACCACUUGGACCUCUGAACAAAUUUCUUCAAAAGAAUAGAGAUAUGAAGGAGGUACAGAUUAUCAGAUUGAUGUUACAAGUGGCUAAAGGAAUGGCUUAUUUGGAAAAAAAGAAAUUUGUACAUAGAGAUUUAGCAGCUCGAAAUGUUUUAUUAGUCGACAAAGCAUUUGCUAAAAUCAGUGAUUUUGGAAUGUCGAAAGCUUUAAGUCGAGAAAAUAAUUACUACACGGCUGAGAAAGGGAAAUGGCCCUUGAAAUGGUAUGCACUAGAUUGUAUAUAUUACCAUAAGUUUGAUUCCAAAUCUGAUGUGUGGAGUUAUGGUGUUACAAUGUGGGAGGCACUAACAUAUGGCGACAAGCCUUAUGGUAAAAUGAAAUUUCCACAUAUUGUUGAAUUUCUAGAAGCUGGAAAUAGAUUAAGGAAACCAGAUGGAUGUAGUGAAGCAGCGUAUAAUAUUAUGAUGUCUUGUUGGAAAAAAAAUAAAGAUGAACGACCUAAGUUUUUGGAAUUAGCAACAAAAGUGGAUUUACUACAUCAAAAUUUAUCAUUGGGAUGAAAUCAUAUGUUUUAAGCUAUGUUCAACUAAAUUACUGAAAUGGGUAGCAUUUUUUAAAUGCAGCAAUGGCCUAAAGAUGCGUUAUGUAAGAGCUAUAAAUUUGCCUAAUGCAGGUCACUUGUUUGGCCUCAAAUGUUAUAUAAAAGCCCAAAAUUGAUGCUCUAGACCAUCGGAUUUUGAUUUUAAUUAAAAAAAUUGAAAAUCGAGACAUUGUUUAAUAUCAUAACGGUAGCAAUGACAAUCAAGACUACACUGUUCUUUCAACGGCAAUGACUCCACUCAGAAAUGAAGUAUUUUGACUGAAAUUUUCCACAAUGUCCCAUUUCAUUAUCUAUUUUUUAAUUGUUAUGGCAAUAACUGUCAGCUCUUAUCUAAAUCUUACAUAAUGCAUCUUUAAGCCAGCCUUAAGAAAGAAUAGGCAAUUAUUAAAAAUUAGCUUGAUCUUCAUGUAACAUUUGGUAAACUGCUCAUAGUAAACCAAAAAAGAAUCUGUAUUACAGGUAAAUUGAAAGUUAAAAUAUGUAUAUCUCAGAAUAGGCAUGCCAUAUUCUUCUCAUAUUUUGCAUACAAUAUGAUAUCUAUUAUUAUCACAUUUAUUUUUGUACCAAUUGCUGAAAAUUAUUAAAUUUCAUGUAACUAUUUUUGAUUAUUAUAUUUUAAUUAUUUUUGUAUUUUAAAUUUUGCAUAAUAACUGUUUUAUUGUUAUUUUUACGCAAUAAUUUUUUAUUUUAGCUUAAAGUUACUCUUACGCAUGAAUGUAUAUCCUUAUUACGGAUUUGCUUGAAUACUACUAUGAAUUGUUUUUGUAUUAGAAAAAUUUCCUUCAAUCUUCUCUUUACAAGAAGCUUGAAACCACCCUGUUCUUAUUUUUAAUAAUAUAUCACCAUGUUAGUCCAAGAAAAUGACCACAGUGAAUAUGAAAUGAAAGGAAGUAAGAUCGUUUCAUCUUCUUCUUUGGGUUACUAAAUGGCAUACCUUUAAACCACAUCUAGAAAAUAUUUUGGUUAUUUUUAGAAAGAAAAUAAAAUGAUAUAGAUAUUGACUACUAGGCCGCAUUCCAUGGGCACAAAUUGUCGCUGCAAAAAUAUUUUCGUUCCUACAAAUCCGAUCUAGAAGAAAUUUUGUCAGUGUAUAGUUCAUAUAGAGAUAUUCGUUUGUUGUAAUUUUCUUCAAAAAAUUUCAUAGUUCUUCGGUGAUAUUCUUCUUUGAAAUCCGGACUAUUUAUUGAUGGUAAAAAUUCAUAGUGCGCGAGGUCACUGGGCAGAAUUCAGCGUUGUUCGCCGCGUCACAUGAUCAUUUUUUCCACAAUCGACCAAUCUACAUUUCUUCACGAGGAGCACAUUGCAGUUAUACAUGUAGAAGCUACACGAAAUGGCGACAAAGGCUCAAGUAACUUGUAUUGUUCACUUAGACAGUGUUAAUAAGGGAGGUGCAGAACCCUUUACAAAUACAAGGUGAGACAAAUAUCGUGAGGUAGCUAUAGACUGGUUUCAAUUGGAUGGAAAUGACCAAUCCAUUGCAGCAUUUUUUGAUACAAAUGGAUUUAUUACGAAGGAUACAAGAUACAGUCAAGGAUACAAGAUACAGUCGGCAGUGAUUUUGGAUUUCACCCAACGUUAUAUAAAUGUUUUAAGAACAAAACAAUUAAAAGAUGCGAGAAAGAAAGAGAGUGAGAAGGCGGCGUCUACAUUCAGUCAAUCCAACCGCAACUAAAACUGUCACCACAUACAUGAUACAGACUAUUACUGUCACACUGUGAUUCAUGUGGUCAUAAUUUAUUUUACAAAACAUUAUUUAACAUUGAAAAUGUGUUUGGCACUUUUAUCGAUGAUUACAUGUACACUAUGUCGUACAUGUAGGUGAGCCCAAUAUUGAUGGGGGGUGGGGUGCCAUCUGGUUCAUUCGCAAUUGCAGACUAAACCCAUUUUUCUAUAUGAGAAUGAAAUCUGACAGCUUUUAAUUACAGUCAAGUGUUAUUUGAAUUCAUAUAUCUAUUGUAAGCUUAUACAUUGUAGAUGCAAAAUUUUAUUUCGUCCAUAUGGACUUUUCCCUUACAAUUCUGAGCUAGUUCAAAUUAUUUAAGCAUUUAUUCUUAAUAUUUCUGCAACUUUUUAAGUUCUCAACCUUUAUUUCAAAAUAUGUUUUUUCAUUCUUAAUCUUAGCUAUACACUAGCCUAUCCAUGAUCAUUAUUAAGACAGCAGGCUAGACAGGUUUUAAGUAUGUUGUUAUGUAAAAUGAAUGAUUUUAUUAGAAUUACACUUAUAGAAGCAGCG